UUGUGCAACCAUGUCUUGGUAUAAGGGUGCCGUGGAUUACGUAGAUGAUUGGUUCCUGAUGUCCACACCUUGGCUACUUCUCACAAUAUGGUUCGCGUACAUCACAUUUGUGUUGAAAUGGGGACCCGCCUACAUGUCCAAAAGACCAGCCUACAAACUCACGAAUGUUUUAGCCGUAUACAAUUUAUUUCAAGUUUUGCUAUCCUGCUAUAUUGUUUACAUGGGUGUAUGGCAAAUGAGCACAUAUGGAGUGGUGAGCUCGCACUGUGCUAUUGAAGCAAAGGAAACCCAAGCUUAUAUAAUACGUGGCGUUUGGAUAUACUUCAUCGCAAAGAUUACGGAACUGCUGGACACGGUGUUCUUCGUACUGCGAAAGAAGACGAACCAAGUGUCUUUCCUUCAUGUCUACCACCAUUCUCUCAUGGUGAUGGCUUCGUGGUUCGCCCUCAAGUACAAUCCUACGGAUGUACUUAUAUUCUUAGGGACGCUCAACUCUUUCGUACAUGUUAUCAUGUAUGGUUACUAUGGGUUGUCUGCGUACCCUAGCCUGGCGAAAUAUUUGUGGUGGAAGAAGUAUAUUACGUCGUUUCAGCUGAUACAAUUUGGACUCAUCGUCUUACACGCAUUCGCCAGCGUAUUCGUGUCAAAAUGUAACACCUCCUUCGUUAUGCUAUUUAUAAUUUUCUUCAAUCUGGGCGUAAUGAUAUACCUUUUCAGUGACUUUUACGUUAAAUCGUAUGUAAAAAAAGGGGCGAAAAGCAACAAAACUAAAAUAGGUUUAGAGAAACGACCUACCGCCAGUAGUUUUGUUGAUGCAUUAUAUGCCACAAACUGUCGAUCUGAUGAGCGAGUAAAUUAA
Messenger RNA from Cydia amplana, 859 nucleotides. RefSeq names its product very long chain fatty acid elongase 7-like. The transcript is spliced from 5 exons. The coding region runs from base 11 to 859 and encodes 282 amino acids. The record is from RefSeq and is a predicted model, not a curated record. Gene Ontology annotation, molecular function: fatty acid elongase activity. Lineage: Eukaryota; Metazoa; Arthropoda; Insecta; Lepidoptera; Tortricidae. Gene Ontology annotation, cellular component: endoplasmic reticulum membrane. Gene Ontology annotation, biological process: fatty acid elongation, saturated fatty acid; sphingolipid biosynthetic process; fatty acid elongation, polyunsaturated fatty acid.